AAAACGAUGCAUCUUUUUCACAAAGUUACAUUUCGCUCAAAUAAAGACGUGUUAAUGCGUCAUAACAUUAAAAAGAAUUGAGAUCAUGCCGGAUUUGACUGUAUUUGAGACCAGGGUAUCAGUCUCUUGUGUAUACUUGGUUAUUAUAUUAUAUCUAAGAGCCUCUCUCUGACUCUACAGCCAAAAUCGAGUACAUUAGGAAAAUUCUUAAAGACGGAAGUGAGCACUCCUGUUUCUCGACCAAGGCUGUGAGCGCUGCGCAUGUAUGUCAGUUUUUGAAUGUUUAUUUACUUGUGUAAUAUAUGCCUAUGAGUUAUUCCCGAAGAUACAGAGCUUUAAUCUGCCUCUUAGUUUAUCCAGCUGCGGAAUGGCAGCGGCAGCAGAAGCGACGGAGGACCGCAGCGGCGGAGCGCUAACAGGUGACGGGGAACCUGAGGAGGCCGAGGACUUCACCUGCUCGGCCUAUUGCUCCGAGCUCUCCCGGCGGCAGAACGAGCAGAGGAAGUCGGGGCUGUUCUGCGACGUGACCCUGGUUUUCAGCUCCGGAGGGGUGUCUGAGGAGGAGAGGGUCCAAACCUUAUCCGCCCAUCGCUCGGUGUUAUCCGCAGCGUCGCAGUACUUCACGCUGCUGCUGGGCGGUGACUUUUCGGAGUCGCUGUCAGGGCGAGUGGAGCUCAAAGAAUGGAGCUCACCGACGGGACCAGACCCAGAAACUGUGGAGAGUGUUAUACAGUUUAUGUACACUGGACAGAUCAGGGUGACUACUGCCAAUGUGCAUGAAGUGUUGGAAGUGGCUGACAGGUUCCUGUUGACCCAGCUGAAGACCUUCUGUGGAGAGUUUCUGAUGAAGAAGUUGAAUUUAUCCAACUGUGUAGCAGUGCACAGCCUCGCCCACAUGUACACCUUGGACCAGCUGGCCCUGGGAGCAGCCAAGACGAUUAGAAGAAACUUCCACAAAAUAAUCAGCAACGAGGAAUUCUUCACGCUGCCAUUUCACCUGGUCCGGGACUGGCUGUCAGACUCAGGAAUCACUGUGGACUCUGAACAGGAGUUGUUUGAGGCUAUAGUAAAAUGGGUGCACCAAAACACAGAGGAGCGAGGGGGGCAAUUUGAGGAGCUGUUUAGACUUUUACGGCUGCCUCAGAUUUCUCCUACUUACCUGUCCCGGGUGGUGAGGAAGGAGCCUUUAGUGGAAAACAAUGCAGCCUGUCAGCAGCUGGUGACAGAGGCCCUCGAGGUCCACGCUGUUCACUUUGAGAACCUCAAAUCAGCUGAUUUGGAGCUCUGUGCCUCCUAUACGGCAGCCAUCCAGCCACGUCUCGGCCAGAACAUGGAUGUAAUAAUGGUAGUGGGUGGUGUUUCAGAAGGCGGGGACUAUUUGAGUGAGUGUGUGGGCUAUUUUGUCGCUGAGGACCGGUGGGUAAACCUGCCCCACAUUCACAACCAUCUUGACGGACACGCUAUCGCAGUCACUGACAGCCAUGUUUAUGUGGCAGGUUCAAUGGAGCCAGGUUUUGCCAAGACUGUGGAGCGCUUCAACCCCAACCUUAACACCUGGGAGCAGGUCAGCAGUCUAACCACCCGCAAGCACUCCUUUGGCCUCACAGGUGUCAAAGACUUACUCUACAGCAUCGGUGGGCAUGGCAACUUCAGUCCAGGCUUUAAGGAUGUUACGGUCUACGAGCCCGAGCAGGACGAGUGGCACAAUCUGGAGCCAGCACCCAAGAUACUAAGAGAUGUAAAAACAGUGAGCAUAGAGGACCGCUACAUCUAUGUGAUGGCCAGGACUCCUGUAGACAUGGACAAUGAGGACGGACUGAGCACAGUGACCACCUGCUACGAUACAGAGAGUCACAAGUGGCAGGAAGUGGACUCCUUGCCGCUUCUUGAUAAUUACUGUAGUUUUCAAAUGGCUGUCGCAUCCACCAACUUCUACCACACAGCGUCUUGUUGCUCAAAGAGCUACAAGGUAACACUUCAGGAUGCUCAGCAGACAGUAAGCAGAAAUAUCUCUGAGGACAUCCUGGACAGCCUCCCUCCAGAGGUCCUCAGCAUGGAGGGUGCUGCUGUUUGCUACCUGGGUGAAGACGUUUUCAUCAUUGGCGGCUGGAGGAACUGCAACAACAUGGACAAGCAGUACCGCAAGGAGGCCUACCGUUACUGCGCUGAGAGGAAGCGCUGGAUGCUGCUGCCGCCAUUACCUCAGCCCCGCUGCAGAGCCGCAGCCUGCCACGUCCGCAUCCCGUACCAUUUUCUCCACGGCUGCCAGCACUACCCCAUGCCCCAAAACCUGGCUCGGCAGCGGGACCGCAUGCAGCAGAUGCAGCAGCUCCACCGACGCACCCUGACUCUGCGCAGACAGCUGCAGUCUCAAAUCGAAUGUUGAGAGAUUGUUCUAGAUAGCACUUAAUCUGCUGAUACAUGCCUCGCUGUUACCACGUAACUUUUGUCUUAUUUGUUGCCUUUAUUGAGGUGGAAUGUCUGCAUGGGUUGACUUGGGGCUGGUUAAAAUACAAAUUAUAUAUAAAGACUAAACCAGAUGUGCUAUUAAUUUAUCUAUAUCACAUUUUGAUUUUUGCAUUAUUAACCUAUGCCUUACUUUUACUCUGCCAGUAAAUCAAACUGAUUGUUGUCAUUUCUGAAAAUCUUGACGUCAUCGCGAAAAAAACUUAGCCCAGCUUUAAGUAAUUUGUGUUCACACCUGCUGAUGUCAACAUGUUGUGGUGAAAAACUGUUGACAGUGACACCUUAAGGUUUAAUUAUAAUGUUGUGGUUGGAUCUAAACUUUAAAGUCGUUUUGGUCUAUGUUUAUUGUCAUGUUAGUUACAAAAGUAUUGUUGAUUAUAGGUGAGUGGAUAAUUAACUUACUGUAACAACCAGCUGGGCUUGAACUAUUUUACUCCUUCUGCUACUUGUAUUUAAUGUCUCUUCUACCUCCAGUUUCAUGCUUUUUUUUUGCACUUAAGGGUUUCAAACAUGUAAAUAAUAUUGUAUAUAGUGCGUAUGUUAAGUGUGCCCUCCUUAAAACGGUCAAUUAUAUUUGUAGCAAAACGUAAGUAUUCCGCAGAGCUCAUAUUGAGGAAUUUAUGUUCUCCCCUUGCUUUCUAAAUUCCUGCACUAAAGAAAGCACACCACUUUUUCAUAUUUUACAACACUUUGCCAUUCCAAUGGAUGUGUAUAAAAUGGAAUGAUUUAUUUUAACCACAUUUGCAUAAUUAGAUUUUACAGCUGUAUUAUUUAUUUAAAUCUAAAAUCCCUUGUCUCUGUCGAUGUUGUUGGGACACUGACUUAUGACUCAAGUGCUUUAAGAAACUGGCUUUGUGGCCUUAUUUGGUUUCUUGCCUUUGUGCUUCUCGCAGAAUUGGCACUAUGUCUUACUUUGUCUUAUGUUCCCAACUGUGCCAGAAAGCCACAGCUGCUUGUUAUUAAUACACUGGAAUUCGCUGUUGCCUGCACUAAAAGGACUUGAUUGUUAACUUAAACAUUGUAAAGUGUCGCUUUUUUUGUUUUGCUUUCUGUUAAUAGUAUCUAAUAAGGCUUUGCUCGCCUAACAGUGUUUCACUAACAUACUGUUCGUAAAGUCAACCGUAGAAAUUGGUCAGUAUGUGGAGGUUAUCAUUUUUCAAGAGUUUGUUCUCAAAGAUCUCAAGACCCUGUUCUCAUAUAGUCAGAUUGUGUUCAAUGGCAUUAGACCAGGGGUGUCCAAACUACGGCCCGGGGGCCAAAUGCGGCCCGCAGGCCAUUUUGAAUCGGCCCUCAGCAAUUUCUAAAAGUAUAAUGAAUAUGGCCCACAAAUUAAACUUUUGCUUGUCUUAUAUUGUACUUCUCAAAUAUAUAUAUUCAAAUAUAUUAAUGAGCCCAAUUUUCAAAUAAAUUCAGUCAUUUAGAAUUUAAAACAUUUUCUAACAAAUCUUAGUUGAUGAAAAAAAAGCCCAGUAACUUAUUUUUAUAACAAGCUUGAAAUUUAACCUUCAUAGUUACUCUGAUUAUAAGCAAUCUGAGGCUUCUGUUUUAAGGAAUGAGCUGCCAACAAAAUAAAUGAAACCCUAAAAAGAGAUCAAAGUCAAAAGUCAAAGUCAGCUUUAUUGUCAAUCUCUCCACAUGUACCAGACAUACAAAGGAAUUGAAAAAACGAUUCUCUCUAUCCCCCAGAGACGGGAUGUAGGCUGUUUUUUCCUUAAACCAUUUGAAAGUAUCAUACAUUAUUCACCUACAUUUGAUUUGUUUUGCUAACAUAACUUAACAUAUUAGGCAAUAUUCACCUCUAUAAGUGGCCCAGCUCUCCGUAUUUGUCUGUAUGCGGCCCUCGGUGAAAAAAGUUUGGACACCCCUGCAUUAGACUAACCAGGUUGCAAGUUUUUUUUUGUCUUUCUGGGUAUUGAUAUGGAUUUGUGAAAGUUUCAUUCCAUUUGUAUGUGCAAGAGCAAGAAAGUGUACUGACAUUUGCAAUAAAUAAAUAAAACGUUGUCAUCUUUU
Molecule: messenger RNA, 4476 nt
Organism: Eleginops maclovinus (Patagonian blennie)
Lineage: Eukaryota; Metazoa; Chordata; Actinopteri; Perciformes; Eleginopidae
Gene: klhl11
Product: kelch-like family member 11
Exons: 2
Coding region: 266-2386 (706 amino acids)
Molecular function (GO): protein binding
Source: RefSeq, a predicted model, not a curated record